UCAUCUUCACUUCGUCGCCAUCUCCAUCCGUCCGGUCAUCACGCUCAUUUGUCAGUCUACCCUAUGCGAGAUUGAAGCACUCUCGAGCAACUGCACACGACCAUACCCACCACUAGCGAGCUUCAGCACAAACAACCGCCAUCAUGUCUGGUGCAUAUCGCGUUGAGCUGGCGACAUCGAAUCGUGCCGGAUGCGCAGUCAAGUACUGCCAAGACAACAACCUCAAAAUCAAGAAAGGAGAACUACGACAGGGUGUGACUGUCCAGUUCAAAGAACACACGACCUGGAAGUGGCGCCACUGGGGUUGCGUUACUCCGUCCGUCAUCCACAACUGGAAGAUAACAUCUGGAGGUGACAUGGAAUUGGUGGACGGAUACGACGAGCUGCCAGCGCCAUUGCAGGAGAAAGUCGAGCGUGCUUUCGAGCAAGGUCACGUUGACGACGAUGACUGGACUGGAGACGUGGAGAUGAACAGAUACGAUCCGCAGAAGCCCAACCAGGGCAUGCGGAUGACCAAAGCCAUGAAGAAGGCCAAGGGCGGAGAUUCGGACGACGACGAAGAAGAGCCGAAGAAG
Zymoseptoria tritici IPO323 is the source of this 575-nucleotide messenger RNA. RefSeq lists its product as uncharacterized. The annotation marks the transcript as partial. The transcript is spliced from 6 exons. Gene Ontology annotation, molecular function: zinc ion binding; DNA binding. NCBI's taxonomy places the organism in Eukaryota, Fungi, Ascomycota, Dothideomycetes, Mycosphaerellales, Mycosphaerellaceae. The record is from RefSeq and is a predicted model, not a curated record.